CUCCUAUGUUAAGUUUGAUAUCAUUCGAAGGAUAAUGACCAGGUUUUUUGGAAUUGAAGUUAUCAUGGUGAUGGGCAUCACAGACAUAGAUGACAAGAUAAUAAAAAGAGCCAAGGAGAUGAAUAUAUCACCAGUAGCUCUUGCUCGUAUUUAUGAAGAAGACUUUAAACAAGAUAUGGCUGCAUUAAAGGUCCUUCCUCCUACAGUAUACAUGAGAGUGACUGACAAUAUUCCUCAGAUCAUUUCCUUUAUAAACACAAUAAUUGCUAAGGGACAAGCCUAUGCAACCUCACGAGGCAAUGUUUAUUUUGAUGUUAAAUCUUGGGGAAAAAGAUAUGGAGUAUUAACUGCUGUUUCUCCUGACACCGAGGAUGAAGCAGCUGAGACUGAUAAACGACAUGUGAAAGAUUUUGCCCUGUGGAAGGCUGCCAAACCUCAGGAGCUGUCUUGGACCUCUCCCUGGGGAAAAGGAAGACCUGGAUGGCACAUUGAGUGUUCCACAAUCUCAAGUGCAGUGUUUGGAAAGCAGCUGGACAUCCACACUGGUGGGAUAGAUCUUGCAUUUCCUCACCAUGAGAAUGAAAUUGCACAGUGUGAGGUGUAUCAUCAGAGUGAGCAGUGGGGGAAUUACUUCUGGCAUUCUGGGCAUUUGCAUGUUAAAGGAAGUACAGAAAAGAUGUCCAAGUCCCUAAAAAACUACAUAACAAUUAAGGAUUUCCUGAAGAAGUUCUCCUCAGAUGAGUUCAGGAUGUUCUGUCUGCGUGGCAGGUACAGCUCAGCAGUGGAAUUCAGUGAUGAGAGCAUGGAUGAUGCAAAGCACCACCUCCAGGCCAUCUCCUCCUUCAUCAAAGAUGCAAAUGCUUAUAUAAAAGGGCAGCUGCUGUGUGACCCUGUGAGAGAGGAUGUGCUGUGGGAAAGGCUGGCCAGCACAAAAGUCACCGUGAGGGCUGCCUUGGCAGAUGACUUUGACACCUCCAGGGCUGUUGCAGCAAUCAUGGACCUCAUUCACCAUGGCAACAGACAGCUUAAGGCUGUUACUAAGGAUGCUGGAUCUCCUAGAAGCUCAGUGGUGUAUGGCAGCCUUGUUGCCUACCUAGAAGGCUUUUUUAAUGCCCUUGGGAUGUCCUUUGGAGAAAGACAGGUGGCUGUGGGAGGGGAGGGCUCUGCCCUGCUCUGCAGUGUGGUGGAGGAGCUGGUGAGGUUCCGCAGCAGGGUCCGGCACUACGCCCUCGCCCUGCCAGCCCCAGAGCCAGGGCAGGGGCAGCCAGCACCUCAGGGAGACCAGCAGGAGCAGAGGGAGAAGAGGCAGCAGCUGCUGCAGGAGAGAAAACCACUCCUGGAGGCUUGUGAUGCUCUGCGUGAGGACCUUGCUGCCUUUGGGGUCCACAUAAAGUUGCUGUUUAAUCACUGA
Merops nubicus (carmine bee-eater) is the source of this 1411-nucleotide messenger RNA. RefSeq names its product cysteinyl-tRNA synthetase 2, mitochondrial (putative) (gene CARS2). Gene Ontology annotation, cellular component: cytoplasm. The record is from RefSeq and is a predicted model, not a curated record. Gene Ontology annotation, biological process: cysteinyl-tRNA aminoacylation. Lineage: Eukaryota; Metazoa; Chordata; Aves; Coraciiformes; Meropidae. The transcript has 13 exons. Gene Ontology annotation, molecular function: ATP binding; cysteine-tRNA ligase activity. The annotation marks the transcript as partial.